AUGGAGGCAGGCGGGCGGCGGCGGGGCGCGGCGCUGAGCGCGGCGUUGCUGGCGCUGUCGGCGCUGGCGCUGCUGCUGCUGUUGCUGCCGCCGCCGCAGGCGCUGCGGGCGGGCUCGGAGCUGCCGCCGGGUUUGCUGGAGGAGCUGCGGCAGCGGCGGCGGGAUCUGCGGCGGCUGGCGGCGGGCGGGGCUGCGGCGGAGGGCGGGCUGCGCUGCGGGGACGUGCGGAGGGCGGCGGGCGCGGCGCCGGUGCUGGGCUCCGGCUUCACCAAGGUGGUGGUGCGGGCGGCGCUGGCGGGCGGCGGGGCCGUGGCGCUGAAGUCGGUGCACGGAGCGGGCCGGGAGGUGCGGCAGUGCGAGCAGCGGUACGGGGCGCCCGCCGGCUGCCGCCGUCUGGCCGCGUACAAACUGCUGAAGGAGGUGACGCUGCUGCGGCGCCUGCGGCAUCCCGGCAUCGUGCAGCUGCACGGGCAGUGCUACGACGGCGGCGGGGAGCCCGAAGCCGGGGUCACGGCCGUGCUGGAGCUGGGAGCCCCGCUGGAGAUGAUCCAGCUUCUGCAGACCCCCUGGGAGGAGAGAUUCAAAAUUUGCCUGGGCCUUGUGGAGCUGCUGUUCUACUUGGCACACUCCCCUCUAGGCUCAAUAGUCCUCUUGGACUUCCAGCCGAGGCAGUUUGUUAUGGUGGAUGGGAACGUCAAAGUGACAGACAUGGAUGAUGCCAGCACCGAGGAGCUGUCGUGUGAGGAGGAUAAUGACUGCACUCUUGACUUCCCCACAAAAAGCUUUCCUCUCCAGUGCUCUUCGGCUGGGAAGUGUGAAGGAAUAAAUGAGAAGAGGAACCUCUUCAACGCGUAUCGGUAUUUUUUCACCUAUCUUCUGCCACACUCUGCACCACCAGCUUUGCAGCCCUUUUUGAGUGAUAUUCUGAACGCAACAGGUAACUUACGAUAUGGAAUAAAUGAAACCCUGAGAGCUUUUGAAAAGGUUUUACAUCUGUACAAGUCUGGGCUCUAUUUACAGAAAAGACCUCUUCUUUUAAAAGAUUACAUCUCCCUGCAGGGCUUCCGGACGGAGGAAGCAGAAGCCUACAAGUGCUGGCCUUCCUACAGCCACCUGGGCUGCCUGCUGUCUGUCCACAGCCCCGAGGAGGCCGCUGCCAUUUGUAGCUCCCAGCCACAGUGUCAGAGUUUCAUCAUCACCCAGCAGAGAACAUGGACAGGACGCCCACUCGCCUCAUUUCAGAGCAGCCCAACUGAUUUAAUACCGGAUACUACUGCUGUGGUCUAUAUUAAACGAUCAGCUUCCUUAGGGAGAAGACUUUAAAGACAAUGAGAUCACAUAAAACAAUUCUGGGAGGAACAGAUUAUUGGGGAGAAGUUCAUCUCCUGAAAGGAAUAACACGCUUUAUUUUGCUCGGGUUGUGAUCUCCCCGCCAGCUCAGAUUGAGUCAAAUGCUGCUGUCUGCUUGAUCAAAGCUCCAAUUUCUUGUUGCAGAAUGCUUCUUCCCCACAGCCCCGCUAGCUUGCUUAGCUGUUCCCACACUGCUGUUCUGCAUAAACAAUCCCAGUUUUAGUCAAAUGUGGCCAGGCUCUGCAAUACCUAGCCUUGUUGCUUCAGUAGUCAGCUUGUCAGCCAAGAAAUAGCAAUAGCUGCAGGGACCUGGCUGGAGUAAGCCCAGUUUGCUCAGCAGACUCCAAAUAACUUAGAAAUAACACACGCUGGAGAAUGCAGCGGCUCCUCCCGCAGCUACCAACAAGGUUUCACACCACUGCAGGUGGAAGGGCUUGGACCUCGGUGAGGGGGUGCAGGUUGGGAUCUGUAUCCAGAGGUUGAAGCUGGGGAUGGCCUUCUGAAGGAGGGUCAUGGUUCAGCUCCUUUGCAUCAGAGAAGGGAGACGGUGCAGAGGUCAGCUCUGGAGCCCAGUGUCAGGAUGCUUGGAUGCAGGAUUUGGGUUUGACCAGGUGUGAUUUGCAAUACCAGCUUCCAUGUAUCAACCUUGAAGGUUUUUCUGUUACUUUCCGUGAAAGAGCGAGACAUUCAAAUUAUUUAUGUACAAAGUGUUACUCUGUAUGGUAAAGAAUGACUGUGUUUAUUCUAAGCGUGCUGUGAAUAGUUUUUCUUUUGUAAUCGCCUGUGUUUUAAUGCAACCAAAUGCAAGCGUUUUCCACCUUCAGCUCUCCCAGCAUCGUUACCCAUUCCUGAGGACAACCUGUGAGCACACACCUGCACAUGCUCCUCCCUGGGCUGCCUGCAGGCACUGCCCUUUUCUUUUCCAGCAUGCUGAGAAAAAGCCCAAUUCUCUGCUGA
Phasianus colchicus (ring-necked pheasant) is the source of this 2307-nucleotide messenger RNA. RefSeq names its product extracellular tyrosine-protein kinase PKDCC-like. Gene Ontology annotation, cellular component: extracellular region. The record is from RefSeq and is a predicted model, not a curated record. Gene Ontology annotation, biological process: peptidyl-tyrosine phosphorylation; skeletal system development. Gene Ontology annotation, molecular function: ATP binding; non-membrane spanning protein tyrosine kinase activity. Lineage: Eukaryota; Metazoa; Chordata; Aves; Galliformes; Phasianidae.